CACAAGCACUGAUAAAAGACAUACAGACCUCUGGCGCUUUGCCAAGGACUGGUGGAAUCACAUCGGCUGGCACCAGAAGCCGAAGCAACCAAGCGAUUCUCGUGGCAGAUCUAUGCACAUGCUACAGAUGAGUACCAAGCCUUACGGCCCACCACUCAAUCUACGUCUACGCCCUUCUCGUCUUCGACAUUUCCUACAGGCCGCGUCACCACCAUGGCCACCGACGGCGGACGCGGCAACCCCAGUGCGCGAGCGCUUCUUCCCUAGCCCGCCCCCUCCCACCCCACCUUCUCACGAUGCCUUCCGGCCCAAGUCCGAUUGUGAUGCCUCCAGACAUUGA
Molecule: messenger RNA, 340 nt
Organism: Colletotrichum abscissum
Lineage: Eukaryota; Fungi; Ascomycota; Sordariomycetes; Glomerellales; Glomerellaceae
Exons: 1
Source: RefSeq, a predicted model, not a curated record